AUAGUUCCGGUAUCCGCGUGUCAGCCUUCUUUGGUGGGGUUCCCCAACUGACAGCCGGUUGCUAAGUGAGUCGGCGUUGUAACCUUUUAAUCUUGCAAUCGUGUAUCAUUAGAGGUCAACGGUGUAAAUCUAAGUUACAAACUAUUUAUGGUGGGUUGAAUCUCUACCAUUCAUCGUUGGUGAACGUCAUCUGAAGGGGAGUCCUCCCUGAAUGAGUGACUCGCAGUGUGUGGCUAGCUAGUGAGGAGGAGGGUGGGGACAUAAAACUUCCAAAACCUCGCCCAGCCGUUGCUUCAUUCCAGCAGGCAGCUACUCUCUUAGCGGUGUGAGAGACCCACACCACUAAACCAGAUCAUUAUUGAAAGGGAUACUGGCACACCCGUGUCAAAAAACAAACUAACCCAGUUACCAUGUUCAGAAAAACCAUGAAGAAGGACCCCGAGCUGUUUCAGAACGUAUCGGAAGGGCUACGGCGGCUCUAUCGGACCAAGCUGUUCCCUUUGGAGGACACGUAUCGAUUCCACGACUUCCACUCCCCUGCCCUCGAAGAUGCCGACUUCGACAACAAGCCCAUGGUCCUCCUGGUGGGUCAGUACUCCACCGGGAAGACCACCUUUAUCCGGCACCUCAUGGAGCAGGACUUCCCCGGUAUGCGGAUUGGCCCAGAGCCGACCACGGACUCUUUCAUCGCGGUGAUGCAUGGCGAACAGGAUGGGGUGAUACCCGGUAAUGCCCUGGUUGUCGACCCCAAGAAGCCCUUCCGCAAACUCAACGCCUUUGGUAACGCGUUCCUCAACAGGUUCAUGUGUGCCCAGAUGCCUAACCCCGUCCUGGAGAGCAUCAGCAUCAUUGAUACUCCUGGAAUCCUGUCCGGAGAGAAGCAGAGGAUAAGCAGAGGUUACGACUUUGCUGCAGUGCUGGAGUGGUUUGCAGAGCGAGUGGACCGCAUCAUCCUCCUGUUCGACGCUCACAAGUUGGACAUUUCAGAUGAAUUUUCAGAGGUGAUCCGAGCCCUCAAGAACCAUGAGGACAAAAUGCGGGUGGUGCUGAACAAAGCAGAUCAAAUCAGCACUCAGCAGCUCAUGAGGGUCUACGGAGCUCUGAUGUGGUCUUUGGGAAAGAUCAUUAACACACCUGAGGUGGUGCGUGUGUACAUCGGGUCAUUCUGGGCCCAACCUCUGUUGGUCCCUGACAACAGGAAGUUGUUUGAGGCAGAGGAGCAGGACCUGUUCCUGGACAUCCAGUCGUUGCCACGCAACGCAGCACUACGCAAACUGAAUGACCUCAUUAAACGAGCUCGCCUCGCCAAGGUGCAGGCCUACAUUAUCAGCUCUCUGAAAAAAGACAUGCCCAGUGUGUUUGGAAAAGAUUCCAAAAAGAAGGAGCUGAUAGCCAACCUGGGAGAGACCUACCAUAGGAUCGAGAAGGAGCAUCAGAUCUCACCUGGAGACUUCCCCAACCUCGCCAAGAUGCAGGAGCUGCUGAAUGGCCAGGACUUCUCUAAGUUUGCUGCGCUGAAGCCCAAGCUGUUGGAGGCAGUUGAGGACAUGCUUGCUAACGACAUUGCCCGUCUCAUGGCCUUGGUUCGCCAGGAGGAGGCUGCCAUGCCCAGCCAGACCGUAAAAGGUGGAGCCUUUGAGGGUACUAUGACCGGUCCAUUUGGUCACGGCUAUGGAGAGGGAGCCAGCGAGGGCAUCGAUGAGUUGGAGUGGGUGGUGGGCCGUGACAAGCCAUCAUACGAUGAGAUCUUCUACACCCUCUCACCCAUCAACGGCAAAGUAUCUGGAGCUGCGGCCAAGAAAGAGAUGCUGAAGUCCAAGCUGCCCAACACAGUCCUGGGAAAGAUCUGGAAGCUAGCAGACGUGGAUAAAGAUGGCCUACUCGACGAUGAGGAGUUUGCUUUAGCCAAUCAUCUGAUCAAGGUAAAGCUGGAAGGCCACGAGCUGCCAGCUGCCCUGCCCGAACAUCUGGUGCCCCCGUCCAAACGCACAGCAGCCCUCGAGGCCUAAAGGAGGAGGAAGGUGUGGGACCAGCCACGUCAACGCAUUGCACCAUGUUAAGGACUCUCCAGACAAAGUCCAAUCACAAGCAUGUACAGCAUCAUCCUCCAUCAACCUGUGAGUCCACAGGCAUCCUGACACGGCAAGGAGUUAAUGCUGUGAUCUUUUCACCAGAAAGAGACUGGAGGGUUUCAGAGGGAGGUGAGGGAUGGGUGAUAUUGAGAUAUCUAUUGAAAAUAAUUGGAGGGAAGGGACGAGGGGGUUGAUUUGAAAACCGAUGAAUGGACAUUACUGGAUCAUGAACUGAUGGGCAGUUGGAGAUUGCAUGAUGGGGCUGAACAUGGAUUUUUGAAACCUGUGUUAAAGAUGUCUUCUAAGUACACAACCCAUAUUAUUAUUAUUAUUAUUAUUAUUGUUUGUUGAUCCAAAGAAAUAUAGUUUUUUCCAUUUGGAGAGAAAAAGAGGAAAUAAAUCAAAACAGCUGUUAGAAUUGUUUUAUCUCUAUUUUUGUAUUUCCUGACUGUUAACUUUGACUCUUUCCAAAUGCUUCCCUUUUUAUUAUUUUGCCAGAUAAAUAAAAAGGAAUACUGUACCAUCUGA
Messenger RNA from Notolabrus celidotus (New Zealand spotty), 2600 nucleotides. It is a transcript of the gene ehd1a, whose product is annotated as EH-domain containing 1a. Gene Ontology annotation, biological process: endocytosis; endosomal transport. The record is from RefSeq and is a predicted model, not a curated record. Gene Ontology annotation, molecular function: GTP binding; calcium ion binding; protein binding. Lineage: Eukaryota; Metazoa; Chordata; Actinopteri; Labriformes; Labridae. Gene Ontology annotation, cellular component: plasma membrane; cytoplasm. Bases 411 to 2009 code for a protein of 532 amino acids. The transcript is spliced from 6 exons.